Saccharomycodes ludwigii is the source of this 2094-nucleotide messenger RNA. RefSeq names its product Hsp70 family ATPase KAR2 (gene KAR2). Gene Ontology annotation, biological process: protein refolding; cellular response to unfolded protein; endoplasmic reticulum unfolded protein response. The record is from RefSeq and is a predicted model, not a curated record. Lineage: Eukaryota; Fungi; Ascomycota; Saccharomycetes; Saccharomycodales; Saccharomycodaceae. Gene Ontology annotation, molecular function: misfolded protein binding; ATP hydrolysis activity; ATP binding. Gene Ontology annotation, cellular component: cytoplasm; endoplasmic reticulum chaperone complex; endoplasmic reticulum lumen. The transcript has a single exon. The coding region runs from base 1 to 2094 and encodes 697 amino acids.
AUGUUGAACAAAGUUAACCAUGAUAAAAAGUGGUUAUUACCACUAAUAACCAUAUUAUACGCUCUAUUUGUGUUUAUUUUACCAUUUACUAAUACUACAUCUAAUAGAAAUAUAGUCCAUGCUGCAUCUUCAGAUAACGAUAGUAACAACUAUGGUACUGUUAUUGGUAUCGAUUUAGGUACUACUUAUUCCUGUGUUGCAGUUAUGAAGCAUGGUAAAACUGAAAUCAUACCUAACGAACAAGGUAACAGAAUUACCCCAUCCUACGUAGCUUUCACCCCAGAAGAAAGAUUAAUCGGUGAUGCCGCCAAAAACCAAGUUGCAUCCAACCCAACAAACACUAUAUUCGAUAUCAAGAGAUUGAUUGGUUUGAAAUAUGAUGACAAAUCUGUCCAAAGAGAUAUAAAACAUUUACCAUACAAGAUCGAAAAAGAUUCCAAGACUGGCAAGCCGGUUGUUGAGGUUUCCGUCAAGGACAAAUUGACUUCUUUUACUCCGGAAGAGAUUAGUGGUAUGAUUCUAGGGAAAAUGAAACAAAUUGCUGAGGACUACUUGGGUGAAAAAGUUACUCAUGCAGUUGUUACUGUUCCUGCCUACUUCAACGAUGCUCAAAGACAGGCCACCAAAGAUGCUGGUACCAUUGCUGGCUUAAAUAUUUUAAGAAUUGUUAAUGAACCAACUGCAGCAGCUAUUGCCUAUGGAUUAGACAAGUCUAAUGAUAGUGAUGGUGAUGAACGCCAAAUUAUCGUCUAUGACUUAGGUGGUGGUACUUUUGAUGUCUCCCUAUUAACAAUUGAAAAUGGUGUUUUCGAAGUUCAAGCCACUGCUGGUGACACUCAUUUGGGUGGUGAAGAUUUCGACUUUAAAGUUGUUCGUUACUUCAUUAAAUUGUUCAAAAAGAGACAUCCUGAGUUAACCGAUGCCAAAUACGACUUGCUGAAGAACGAAAAGGCUUUGGCCAAGUUAAAGAAGGAAGUUGAAAAGGCCAAGAGAGCUUUAUCUAGUCAAAUGUCUACCAGAGUGGAAAUUGACUCCUUAAUUGAUGGCAUUGAUUUCAGUGAAACUUUAACCAGAGCUAAAUUUGAAGAAAUAAAUAUGGACUUGUUUAAGAAGACUAUAAAACCAGUGGAAAAAGUCUUGAGUGAUUCAGGCUUAGACAAAAAAGACAUUGAUGACAUCGUCCUUGUUGGUGGUUCUACCAGAAUUCCUAAAGUUCAAGAAUUAUUGGAAAAGUUCUUUGAUGGCAAAAAAGUCUCAAAGGGUAUCAACCCAGAUGAAGCUGUCGCUUACGGUGCUGCAGUUCAAGGUGGUAUUCUAUCUGGUGAGGAAGGUGUUGAAGAUAUAGUUUUGUUGGAUGUUAAUCCAUUGACUUUGGGUAUUGAAACCACUGGUGGUGUGAUGACCACACUAAUUAAAAGGAACACUGCUAUCCCAACUAGAAAAUCUCAAAUCUUUAGUACAGCUGUUGACAACCAGCCAACUGUCUCUAUUAAGGUCUAUGAAGGUGAAAGAAGUUUAGUCAAGCACAAUAAUUUGCUAGGAACUUUUGAAUUAACCGGUAUUCCACCAUCUCCAAGAGGUGUCCCACAAAUCGAGGUCACAUUUUUCUUGGAUUCUAACGGUAUUUUGACUGUUUCUGCCACUGAUAAAGGUACUGGUAAGAGUGAAUCGAUCACCAUUAAGAAUGAAAAGGGUAGAUUGAGUGAUGAGGAAAUUGAAAGAAUGGUUGAAGAGGCUGAGAAGUAUGCUAAGGAAGAUGCAGAAAUCAGAGCUAAGGUUGAAUCCAGAAAUAAAUUGGAGAACUACGCUCAUUCUUUGAAGAACCAAGUUGAAAGUGGUGAAUUGAGUGAAAAAUUGGAUCAAGAGGACAAGGAGACUAUUUUAGAUGCUGUCUCUGAUGUUUUAGAGUGGUUAGAAGACAAUGUUGAUGGCGCCACUGGUGAAGAAAUAGAUGAAAAAUUCGAAUCUCUAUCUAAAGUUGCAUUCCCAAUCACUUCAAAACUAUACGAAAACGCCGGUUCUGGUGACAAAGCAUAUGAUGAUGAGGAAGAAGACGAAGAUGAUGAUGAUGAUGAUUAUUUUGAUGAAUUGUGA